Fusarium poae is the source of this 2319-nucleotide messenger RNA. RefSeq lists its product as uncharacterized. Gene Ontology annotation, molecular function: protein binding. The transcript is spliced from 2 exons. The coding region runs from base 1 to 2319 and encodes 772 amino acids. The record is from RefSeq and is a predicted model, not a curated record. Lineage: Eukaryota; Fungi; Ascomycota; Sordariomycetes; Hypocreales; Nectriaceae.
AUGGCCGAAAUUGUUGGCUUAGUAGCCUCUAUACCUGGUCUUCUUGAACUCGGCAUCGAAUCAUCGAAAGCGCUUCAUAAACUUCAAUCACAACUCAGAAACGCGCCCGAUCUGAUCCACGCUUUGGCCAAUGAAACUGAAGAUAUCAAGUUGGUGUUGACUCUUGUUGAAGACAGUCUGAAAGCUUCCGAAGCGGCUGCGUUAGAUACGCCGAGUAGUAUUGCUGUGCUUGACAAGUUGAAAGUUCAGUUGAGGAAAGCGAAGACGACGUUAGAAGCUUUAGAAUUAUUUACGCAGAAACUUGCCGAUGAGACGCCUACUACAAGAAGAGUCAAGUGGCUCUUGCAAGAGUCUCAGGCCUCGAAACUUCAGAGUGAUUUGAAGGUUACGAGGGCGCAGAUAAUGCAACUACAGGUUGCGUAUAGCGAGUCAGCUUCUACUCGUAUGGAGUGUGUGCUACGGGAUGUCCAACUUUUGCAACAUAGUCAGAAUGCUGCUACGCAAAGACUCGGGUCUCAUAUCGUUGAACUUGACAAAGCCACAGACAUGAACAAAGCAGCUAUUGCAACAGCACUUCAAAUAUUGCAAGCUUCGGCAUCCGAUAUGCCACCUCAAUACCAACUUAUCAACCAUCAAAAUGCAGAGCCCAACGGGCCAACCCUUCCUAUGAGGAUGUCCCCAGACCAAUUGGACACCCCCAUACAGAACACACCCAGUCUCAUGAACUCGAUACUGUCGUUUACCAUUGGCCUUCAACAGUCGACUUGUUCAAACGAAUGUCUCUGCAAAUGCCAUGCAGUACCUCGUACCCACCGCUCUUGGAACUUGAUUCCCAAAGCUCUUCAAGCUGUCACAGGUACACUAUUCAUUGGCUACACAAGCAACCCAACCUCGGCCUCAAAAUGUAAUCACAAAAGAUGCGCUCGUGGACGCGCUGUACGUCUUGUUGUCAAGUACGGUUUCCCACUCUGGUUUCUCAACUACGCUCUCCACAUGGUGUUUGAGUCAUCAGCACGAAACCAUCUAUCCUUGGCUCUGACGCCGCGUCGUCGCAUUAUUAUCAAGUUGAACGAAACAGACUUGUUCUGUCAGAUCGGGCAAGGACAUCUUGUCAAUAUUCAACGUAUUCUCCGUACCAAUAGAGCUGCGGUGCUGGAUGUGUGGGAACAGGGUGAUCAGUCACCACUGCUGUUUGCGAUGCAUGCGCUUGUCCCUUGGAAUCUUAUCAUCGAGAUGAUAAAGAUGCUCGUCCAAGCCGGUGCUGACCUUGAUCAAACGGACGACGCUGGCAUGUCUGCUCGUCAUCGACUUGCCAUUUACCAAUUCACAGCGGAACUGCCUUUGUCUACCGAGUUGCUCUUUAACGUGUCGAGCUGCUAUGAUGAUUUUGACUUGACCUUUAUUCACAGGAUUGUCAUCGGACAGUGUCCUAUUGACAUGGCAUCUGUCUUGGCUAGUGGAAGCCCAGACCUCCUAGCUCAAGUCAACGAGCCAGACUAUUUCGGAUACACGCCCUUGAUAUAUGCUGUUCGUCGAAAAGACGUUGCCACCGUUAAAGCUCUACUCGACGCCGGUGCCACCACCGAUAAUGUGUCUCGAGAAUCAGGCGGCGUGACAGCACUCGGCAUGGCAAUGGCAGCUUGGCCUGAUGUUCAAAAACGCUUAGCGAUUACUGAACUGCUGCUCAAAGCAGGUGCAGACGUUGAAGUAGCCAACAGCUUCGGCGCGACUCCUCUGAUUGCAGCUGCAAAUAAUAAUCAUGCCGCAGCGAUUGAGAUGCUUGUUGCUGCGGGUGCGAAUAUCGAGGCUCGGAUGCGUGAUGGCUUCACUCCAAUAAUGAGCGCGGCAAAACAAAACGCAGUUGCCGCGCUCCAAACGCUACACAGACUUGGCGCCAACCUCUACGUGCACGACAUCUUUGGUACAAGUAUCCUUCGAUGCGCAGUCAUGUCCAACGCUCAUGAUACGCUCCGAGUUCUUCUUGAGCUGGGAGCCGACUAUUUGUCCGAAGAUGCUUGCGGACACGUUCUUCACACUGCUGCUACUGUGGGUGAUUUACAGACUUUUCGGACGUUGAUGGAGUUUAGAUUUCCUGGACUUGAUCCUGCUGCUAAGGAGGCUGCGGGAUGGACGCCGCAUUGGUUGUUUCAUGAACGAAGUGACAUCACGGAUGAGUUGAGAUAUACUUUCUACGACUUGCUGCGGGCUGUGGAUGCGGAUCAACAUAGGAUUGAUGAGGAGAGUGGUGGGGAGUCGAGUGAUGCUGAGGAUGAGUUUGUUGAUACUAAAGAGUACUUGUACAGCGACAAUGCUGUAUAG